GUGGUGCAUCGUGUUCAGGAUGGGAAAAGUUCUGAUUUUGGUCACCUUAAUGGUGGUAGCAGCCGUCAGUGCCCGAUUCGAUCGUGCCGCGAUCGGUGCUCGUCUGCGUCGUGGAGCUUCCAUGCGCUGUUGCAACGAUGGGUUCGACACGUCCGAAGUCCACGCCAAGUUCGAGGAGAUCCGCGAUGAAUGCAUGAAGGAUUUAGGCCUGGACGGAGUGCCCCACGAGGAGGUCGUCAAGAGCCGUGAAAAUCUAAACUGCAUCACCGAGUGCAUCGCGAAGAAGGAGGGCAUUGCCGACGAAAACGGGGCGCUGGUACACACCGAUCUGGCCGAGGCGGUGCGGGAGCACAUGAGCUCGAUCGAGUGGAAGGUGCCGCUGCUGGACGGGUUCGUCAAACAGUGUUUCGAUACGGUCGACGUAGCUCACGCCGAUUUCCAGCCCAGCGACGAGGCCAAGUGCAAUCCGGAGGGUUUCGAGUUUGUGUUUUGUCUGUGGCGCCAGUUUGCCCUGACCUGCCCGGAGGAGCUCCGCGAUGGGUCGGAAAAGUGCGUCGAGUUGCGCGAAAAGCUCACGAACGAUGAAACGGUCGACGCGUUUCACAACGACGUCCACGAAGCGGAAUAGAUCCGCGAUCGCCGAUCGCCGGUGCGCCUAGAAGCCGGCAACCGCGAAGCAUACCCGAAACCCAAACCAAAUGUUACGCACAUAUAAACAUAUCAAUAAAGGAGCGCAGCAUCGCCAAUUC
Anopheles bellator is the source of this 749-nucleotide messenger RNA. RefSeq lists its product as uncharacterized. The transcript has 2 exons. Gene Ontology annotation, molecular function: odorant binding. The record is from RefSeq and is a predicted model, not a curated record. NCBI's taxonomy places the organism in Eukaryota, Metazoa, Arthropoda, Insecta, Diptera, Culicidae. Bases 20 to 628 code for a protein of 202 amino acids.